Messenger RNA from Pelobates fuscus (common spadefoot toad), 3440 nucleotides. RefSeq names its product capping protein regulator and myosin 1 linker 2 (gene CARMIL2). Bases 172 to 1815 code for a protein of 547 amino acids. The transcript has 12 exons. The record is from RefSeq and is a predicted model, not a curated record. Lineage: Eukaryota; Metazoa; Chordata; Amphibia; Anura; Pelobatidae.
AAAAAUCUCCUUGAUAUAACAAAGAAAGAUAUUUCCGCAGAGGAGUGCAAGAUAGCAAUACGGAGAAGAAAUAAAACUCUUAGAAGCAUUCGGCCUACACCAACACUAAACAGACCAUACGAACUGUAUACGGAUGCUCUAGGAGAGGAUAAGGACAGUGUUGCAAGCCAGAUGCUUCUGCCAUUCAGCUGCUCUCCCCAGAAGCCACUCCCUUUUUCCAUAAAGGAUGCUGAGGGUAGAAGCAGCCUAUUUCCUUCCACCCUGCCUGCAUGUACAGAGCACCUUAUGGACCUACCAACGGAGGGUGAGAAAUUGCAGCACUACACCCGCCAGAGACCCAGACCCAACAGGACCAACAGACAGCCGCCUAGGAAGCCUCAUGUACUAAUUUCAGAGACUGAAAACACUGAAAUUGCUGAAAGUGAAGUGUGCUCUAAAGUAGAUGAGGGAGUAGAUGAAUUUUUCUCCAAGAAGCUUAUCCAAGAAUAUCACCACAUACCAGUGCAAGUUUCACCAGAAAUCACCUCGUUUUCAUCAUCUGGAUCUAGAACAUUCAAGAAGAAAAUUGGAGAGUUUUUUGCUUUAAGAAAACCAAGAUCCACCAAAGGACUUAAGUCAGAAAAAGACCUAGAUGGGAGCCCUGUAGCUACAAAGAGCAGGAAACAGACUUUAACAGACAUAUUAAGGCCAUUAGGGAAGAGUGGAGACACUGCAAGGGGACAAGACAUUAGUAAAGAUGUCACAUCUCCAGAGUCAAGGUCUGUAGCAGAUCCCACAUGGACUCCAGAUGCUGCAAGGAGAAUUAAACCAAGAUACUCACGAGAAGGCAAAUCCCAGUCACUGAUUCUUCUGUCAGGUGAUGAGGAAGAAUCACUUGCAAUGAAACAGAAAAGGCACUGUGAAAAAGCUGAUGGAGAUAUUUGUAACACAUUUGAACACAGAGUUCAUAGCAUGCUACAUCGUAUUGGUGUGACACGAGUCUUAUCAUCAGAAGCAAAGAAGAAGCAGAAUAAAGAUGGUGAGAUCAAAAAAGCUGGUUCAGAGGGAGACAUUGUGGAUAGUUCGGCUGAUUCUCCUCCACCUGCCCUCAAAGUUCGAACUCAUUCAAUGUCAACAGAGAGAGCAACUCCAAAACCAGCUGAAGCUUUCAGGAAUCCAGCAGAAGAGAAACAGAUUUGGAAGGACUUGGGGAAACAGCUCAAUGUGGAACUAAAAGGCAGGUACAUGGAGCUUCACUCAUCACCAAGGCGAUCCUUGGUCAUCCUUGAGCAAAUUGAAGCAACAGUGGAAAAGAAGUCAGAAGAUUCUUUGAGUCUCCAAGGAAUUGAACGAUGUUCUCCUGCUUCUUCACCUAGUCGAAUAAUUCAUUUGGAUGGCACUUCAGAGGCAAAGGAUGCAGCUUCUGAAGUGUCUGGGAAUGACGAAAACUUGCUUAAGCCUCGGCUACGUCUCAAGCAGUUUCAGAACAGGAGAGCCUUUUCAGCACAUGAAGAACAGCUCAGAGAACAGGGAUUUACAUCUGAACUGGACAAUGUUAAAGCCCCUCUUGUUCGACUACAGAGGUCACCGGUUAUGAGACUGAAACAAAGAAUUGAAAAUGUUAAUAUUCAAACAAACAGUGAAAUUAAAAGUGAUUUAGAGACGCCAGAAUCGGAGUUGUCUGAUCACCGAAAGAGACCAGCACUCUCAGAAUCCCCACUGGCAAUGAAAUGCGAAAAGAAUAAAACACAGACUGCUUUAGAGACUGCACAAAGCACAGCCAUACACCAAAGAACUGAGAUCACAUCAAGCCACUCAUCCACCGACAAUGACUAAUGGAUAUCAUUUAAUCCAGUGUUCCUAUUCCAUGGGGCGGUUUGGUGGGAGAUCUCCCUGGGUUCAUGUUAUCCAUCAAAGAUUAGUCCAAAUAAUCAUGCUACAUUGGCUAAUCCUUUUGUUAAAAAAACAGAAAAAAACAAAAAAAAAGUGAAAAGUACAGUGCAUUGAAGGAUGAACUCUUAAUUCAUUGGAAGUGAAUGGUUUUAGUUGACCGAUAAAAAGUAAAAAUCCACGAUCUUCCUGUCUGAUGGAAAUGCACUGCAAUUAUUGACAACUUUUUCUCCAGAAUUUAUAUUUCAAAUACAGGCUUUCAUUUACAAUAGAGUCGUAUCUGAAACCGCCCCUCGUUAGAUCAGGUUAGCAUGAUGUCUGAUGCUAGCAUGCCUUUUUUAGGCAAAUUUUGUUAUUUUUCAAUAUGCCUAAAUUACCCCCAAAAUGAGAACGAACUCUUACUACAAAACAUUUUCUGCAGGGAAGGAAUUGUCCUAGUGCUUACUUGCAUAGUUAUAUUUACAGAAGAAUCUGGCACUAAUGGAAAGCUUUUCUGACUUUAUUGAACUAUACUUAUGGGGACUAUGAAAUUAGCUCUAGCAUGACUGGCAAAGGGUAGUAAUUGCUUAUAUCUAAUCAUGUCUUAAGCAACAAUAACACCAGUAACGGACAGAUUAAUGCAAUGUGUGGAGCAAUAAGACAACAUCAAUAGUCCCUGCAUAUUCAUACCCAAUAAAUAAUAUUUCUGUAAGCAUUUAUUGUCACUCUAUACAUCCAUCAGACCAGGACUAAACUUGAAGAUAUACUAUUCUGAAUUUUUGUUUCUCAGGGGUUGUUUUAGGGCUAUUUAUUUUGCUUUUUAAAACAAAACAGAUUAUUUUACUAGCUCCAUAUAUAAGGUGUAAAUUAUUUAUAAAUAGCCAGACCUUUAAAUAUUAAUUAUUCUUUGCCGAAAAUGUAUUAAAACAGCCAUAAGAUGCUAGUAUGUUAUGUGAUAUAUAUUUGAAAAUAUUAUGUAUCUCACAGGCAAUGUAUGAAAUCUUGCAUUUGAUAGAAUGCUUUGGUACUAUGUAGAAUGCUUUGAAAACUAACCUAAAAAUCUGUGAGGAGAAACCACAGAAGUUGUCUAGACAUAGUAUGAAUGAAUGAUUUUGCAGAUAAAAAAAAUAAAAGUCUAAAAAUAGUUAUUGAGAGACUAUAAACAGCACUGCAACAUUUAAUGUAAAGAACACCCCAAGCACCAUAACUACUGCAGUAUGCUGUAGUGAUUAUGGUGCCAAGAGUGCCCUGGUGCUACAAUGUAAGUAGUCAAACUGUUUUCUAAUGUUUUGACUUCUUACCUAGUGUCCCUAUCACCGUCCCUUGCCUCUCUGAGAUUGGGGAGAGCUUUAACCCUUGUAGCACUUUGCAAAAAAAGAACAUUAGAUCCCAGGUUUCGUGGUAGAACUCCAAAUCCCACUCUUUCUGGUAUCAUCAAAAGUAAUGUUUCCAAUUUCAUUAAUACACAGCAUGUAUAGGAAGGACUUGAUAUCAGGAAGAUCAAAAGUAACAUUAGCUAUAUAUACAACAAAUAUAUUUUAUUUGUCAAUCCGUUGUAGAAAGUACAGGGGAAUAAAUUAUUAAUGAUCCUA